Molecule: messenger RNA, 675 nt
Organism: Cryphonectria parasitica EP155
Lineage: Eukaryota; Fungi; Ascomycota; Sordariomycetes; Diaporthales; Cryphonectriaceae
Exons: 1
Source: RefSeq, a predicted model, not a curated record
GUCCAUGGAGCCGGUAAUGAAGCAACGCUGACGGGCACCAUCACCAGUCACUUGCUCAAAGAUACCUGGGGUGAUCGGGGCUAUAACGCAUCUUUUAACCGUCGAUUCACAGCAUUGCCCAAGGAUGUCGGCUUCAACAAAGGCCUGUCUCCCCCACAGCCUGACUAUGUCCAAGGACUGGAGAAGGCCGCAUUCCGUCCGUUGCAAGUCGACAGGCAGAUCAGCGGGGCUGUUCUUUACGAUGGAGAUCCCCGUUCCAUGGUACUGCCGCAUGUGGCGGGAGAGAUGAAAGGCCCUGAUGGGAACAUGAACACGGCGACGAUACAAAGUGCCUACAGUGGAGCGGCUCUCGUCUACGCUCGAAACCAGGCGCUUUCUUUGGUCGGAAACCCUGACCCUGCUGGCCACGCAGAGAUCAGAACCUUUACCACGGACGGCCAUCGGAUUGAUUUCUUUGCCCAUUAUGCUGCUCCGUCUGAGUGGGACGGCACGCCUGAGUACCACCAGUAUCGAUAUGCGUCGACACUCCUAACAGGCACCUAUGAAGGAUACAAGGAUGGACGUAAGAACCUGAGGAACAUGCAGGACCACGCAAGGGAUCAGUCGUACGCGUUAAGAGACCAGAUACGCGAGUACUGUAAACAGCGUCGAGGUGCUAAUCAGCCUAUUACCGAA